AUGACCAAGUUCACCGUCAACGUCACCUCGGACACGGUGUGUCCCUGGUGCUUCGUCGGCCGCCGGCAACUCCAGUUGGCCGAGCAGAUCUGGAAGCAACGAUACCCCGAUUCCAACGACACUUUUGUUGUGAGCUACAGCCCGUUCCAGCUGAACCCGAAUGGACCGAGGGGCCCGGGGUCCAGCAUAUCCAAGGAGCGAUUCUAUGCGGAGAGGUUCGGCGCGGAGCGGGCGCAGAUGAUGCACCAGCGCCUCAAGGGCAUUGGAGAGGCAGUGGGCAUCAACUUCAAGUUUGGCGGGCAGACCGGCAGCUCAAGAGACUCGCACCGUCUGGUCCGCUUGGCCAAGAAGUAUGGGCACGAGGCCGAGGGCAAGACCAUCGACGGGCUCUUCGCCGCCUACUUCGAGAAGGAGCGCGACAUCACGGCCUAUGACACACUCCAGGGCAUCGCGGCCGACGCGGGCAUCCCCGAGGAGGAGUUCCAGAAGGCCAUUGUUGAGAGCGACGAGGGUGGCGCGGAGGUCGACAACGCUGCCAAGCAGGCGAGGAUGGAUGGCGUAUCCGGCGUCCCGGACUAUGUGGUUCAGGGCCAGUUCAGGCUGGAGGGCGCAAACGAUCCGAUGAACUUCAUUCGGGUGUUCGAGAAGGUUAAGGCGAAGGAAGCGCAGACUGGUGCGGCGAACUAA
Messenger RNA from Ilyonectria robusta, 687 nucleotides. RefSeq names its product thioredoxin-like protein. The transcript has a single exon. Gene Ontology annotation, molecular function: oxidoreductase activity. Lineage: Eukaryota; Fungi; Ascomycota; Sordariomycetes; Hypocreales; Nectriaceae. Bases 1 to 687 code for a protein of 228 amino acids. The record is from RefSeq and is a predicted model, not a curated record.